Messenger RNA from Prunus armeniaca (apricot), 186 nucleotides. NCBI's taxonomy places the organism in Eukaryota, Viridiplantae, Streptophyta, Magnoliopsida, Rosales, Rosaceae. The record is from the annotation of a GenBank genome assembly.
AUGACUUUGUCAGCUCAUUUCACAGAUUCAACCUCCUAUACAUAUGCAGAAUCUUGUGAAGAGCCCGAGAUGCACAAAGGAAGCUUUGUUACAAGUGACAGGGCAAUUUUUAGCCUGAACUUUUGUAUCCUCGAUGGUUCGGACACUUCUCCCUUUCAGGCACCUGUCGUUGAGAUGUCAUGUUGA